Molecule: messenger RNA, 4934 nt
Organism: Chilo suppressalis (striped riceborer)
Lineage: Eukaryota; Metazoa; Arthropoda; Insecta; Lepidoptera; Crambidae
Source: the annotation of a GenBank genome assembly
GGACAAAAUAUUUUUUAUCGCGCCAACCGCGGUGUGCUUUUAAACAUGGCCGUCGGCCGGCGCCAUUCAGUAUAACCGCAACCGGUGGCGAAGGCGCUCCCGCCAACUAACAUUACGAUUCAAAACAAAACUUUGUAAUAAAAACUCAGUGAACACUUUCGCAUAUUUUUUUUAAUUUAAAAGAAGGUUUUAGUGAUCAUACUUUCAGCUAAAUUUUACAAGUGAUUUUUUAAUUCGGAAUCUCGUAGAUGCCAAUUAGCCGGCAUCAUCGCAUUCGAUAUCUGAAUAGCUCAGGGUCCGAUUUGCAUUUACCGUGAAUGUGAUAAAUUGUGCAAGGAGUUUGUAAGCAGAGUCCGUUUAGAAUCCACAAUGGUGGUUCGAGUAGCGACAGACGAGCGGCCGUUCGAGACGCCCUCCUCGGACGAGAGCGGGAUGGGGCGCAGCGACUCGCCGAGCGACGCGGAACCAGAGGCAGCCUUGGUCGUACCACCUGAUGGAGGGUGGGGCUGGGUGGUUGUAUUCGCAUCGUUCAUGUGCAACUUCUUCGUGGACGGCAUCAUAUUCUCUGGCGGGAUGCUUAAAGAUGCAAUCAAAAAAGAUUUUACGAUUAGUGAAGGGGAAGUGGCUACGGUGAAUUCAUUACUGGCCGGUUUUUAUCUUCUGGCUGGUCCUUUCAUAUCAGCUUUAGCGAACAAGUAUGGGUUUCGUUCCGUCACUAUUGCGGGUAGCAUCAUUGCAAGCUGCUCCUUCGCCAUAUCUUACUACGCUGACGGAGUCAUGUUCCUUUACAUCAUUUACGGUGUUUUUGGAGGAAUCGGUCUUUGCAUGAUCUACAUGCCAGCAGUGCUCACAGUGGGCUUCUACUUUGAGAAAUGGCGAGCGUUGGCGACAGGACUCGCUCUUUGCGGAUCCGGCGUGGGCACCUUCGUAAUGGCACCCCUGACCGACAAACUCAAUGAAUUAUAUGGUUGGAGGAUCACUGUUCUUGUUCAUGCAGGAAUGCUUCUGUCGUGCAUUGUGUUCGGAGCCAUGUUCCGACCAAUCGAACCAGUCCGCGUAACGCUAGAUGACUCCAGCGAAGAAGACGAAGCACGUCGCCACGAGGAGGCCGUGGAAAAACUCAACAGUAUGCUCAAACUGCAGUCUAAAUUUGACUCUGGCAUCUCCAUGCCCCAUGAAAGAUUCACCAAUAAAGUCACACCUCAUACAUGGAUGGGUGUAGCCAAUAACACGCGGUACCCGACAGCGGAAGAAGUUUUCCGCGGAAGCAAUUCCCACUUGACACAAUACAGUCGGCGUUCGUCAGCUAACGCUGGUGCAAUCAAAAACGCGCUUGGAAACAAACCGUUAUUCAUAGAUGUCCCUGUAGCUGAAAAAGACGAACAGGAAGACUCCAAUAGUCACAUGGACAAUACUGAACCUCUUAUCACCUCUAAAGUUAAAGUUAGGCCCGUAAAUUAUAAUUCUCGGCGUUCGCACGCUGAUUUGGCCAGGCCUCUGUACCGUGACGACAUUUUCUUUGGAGCUAGCUUGACAAGAUUACCCCAGUAUACCUCGCGUACUUCACUGGGAUAUCACUUGGCUGUCACUCAUGUUCCCACUAAGGAAGAUGCUCAAGAAGAACGAUCCAAUAAGUGCCGAUUUUGCCCGGAGGCUGUGAGAAGAGCUCUGGCUACUAUGUUGGAUGUCAACCUAUUCCUUUCACCCACUUUCGUGAUUUUGGCAGUGAGCGGACUUUUCACAAUGUUGGGAUUCUUUGUGCCAUACAUGUAUAUCAAACAGAGAGCUUUAGAUUUCAAUGUAAGCAAAUCGAGCAGCGAUUGGUUGGUGUCCGCUAUUGGAGUGUCGAAUAUCGUCGGUCGUGUCAUCUGUGGAAUGGUCUCGUCUAUGCCGAAGGUUUCACCACUAUGGCUGAACAACAUCGCCUUGUCUGCAGGCGGCAUUGCCACCAUGUUAAGCGGGCUCUAUUAUAGCGAUGUCUACCAAUUCGGAUACACUGUCGUAUUCGGCCUCGCCGUCGCAUGCUUUGCGUCUCUUCGGUCCAUCUUGGUAGUGGAGUACCUAGGAUUGGAAAAGCUGACGAACUGCUUCGGAUUGUUCCUCCUCUUCCAAGGACUUGGAGCUUUACUUGGCAACCCUAUAGCUGGUAUUCUAUACGACCAAACGCAGAGUUAUGAUAUACCCUUCUACGUGUCUGGUGGAUUCCUAUUGUUCUCGGCAGUUAUGUGCUACCCUGUAGACUGGGUCAGCAAAUGGGAGAAGUCUCGCAAGAAAUAUAAUGACGCUGCCAGUAUGAUGGGCUAACGUCUGAACGGAGAGUUCAACGCGAUACUGAACUCUAACUGGGACGAGAGACAUUGGUGCCAAAAGAAUCCCAAAACAGAAUUAGUGCUUCUAUUCUGGGCCGGGCGACCUCCUAGUGCAUACAAAAUGUGAUUCCUUCGGCUGGCAUUCGACGACAACAUGAACGAUUAAUUUACGUACCUUGAAUACAAGCCUAGGAAUUGUGAUGUCCUUAGCCCGCUCUGUAUUGCGGAAAUUGUACAGAUUUACUCUACCCGUUAGCAGAAAAAUAGUAACGAAGUUUAAUCGGAUUAGUAAAACCUCGAAUAAGAAAUUGCGGAUGCAAAACAUUCCCUUCGGAGAACCUAAGAAAGACAACACUGCGAGGGAUGGUUGUUUUAGCAGUGGGCUCAGUUAAGUCGAUAAAUGCAUUUAAAAAUAGAUUUAGAUAAAAAAAAGUACAAAGACUCGGAUUUAAAAUGUAGGAUUAUAUCUGACGGAAAGAUCGGUGCCUACGAGAUGAUCGUAGUUUAAAGUUUUUGUAAAAUGGUAAAAACAAUGUACCUACCAAACAGAUCCUAGAACCGGUGCCUUGUAAAAGACUACUAUUACUUAAUAUACACAUUAUAGAACUGUAAGAUACGGCAUAUCAGAAUCAGAAUGCAUGAGUGAUUGAAAUGUAAUGUUUGUGCCUUAUUGUACCUACGUUGGUUAUGUUUAUGUGUUGGUGUGGUUUGUUAUAUUGAUCUUGUUAGGACACCAGUUCCAAAUGCCCGUUGUAUUUUAUUUAAAAUAGUUCGUAAUAAACUUUUUGUUUAACAAUUAUACAUGUAACUCUUAGAUUAAGUGCUACAAUGUGGCUGUGGUCUUUUAGAAUAUUUAAACAUUUGUAAAUAAGAAAUCAUAGUCAUUUUGAGUCUUCCUCCUACUUAAAUCAUUUUCGAGCCUGCGUAUUUCUAUAUCAACUUAAAUACCUCUAUCUUCGCUGAUGAGUACUGUGUAUUCGCAGGAUCUUCUUGGUAAAAGUUAUGCAUUAUUUUUGAUUCUUAAUAUUUAUCACAAAAAUAUAAAUUUAACUUAGGUACUUACCAAUAUUUCCAAAAAUUCGUUUAAGUUUAAAAAAGGUUUAAGUGAUAAUAUUACGGUAUUCUAUAGCAACGUUUAUUACGAAGACAUUCUAAGGUGUGCUGAAUAUUUUAGCUAGAAUCUUGUGUAUACGGGACCAAUUCUUCCUAAAGCGCGGAGUCCUCUUUAUGACGCAUCCACAUGCCCGGCGGCACGGCCGGCGGCCAACCCGGUGGCCAGGCCGCCGGCACAUGCAUCUUAUGUUGUAUUUGUUGGGUAUGCUGUCUGAAAGCCGGCGGCAUGUGUGGAUAGGCCAUUAGAAAAUUUAACAAUCAGGGUACUUUGUACUUAUAACUUGGGAGACUGAUAAAACCACAUGGGCAAAUUUGACAAACUGUGGUUCUUUUAUCUAGGCUUACUAGUUAAAAAGGCAAGGCUAAUAAAAUAAAUCGCUAAGCUGAUAAAAUAGAUAAUGAUACAAAUAAUAAUAUUUACAUCAAUAUGUACAUAAAUUUUAAAUCAAUUAAAUUAUUUAUUUUCUAUUUUAUUCUUAUUUAAGAUGAAAAUAGAUAUAAUCAGAAACGAAUCUGGUCAAUACUCAUUACUGUAUAUAAUACAUUUAUGUAUAUAUAUAUAUAUGGGAGAUUUUUGUUUUACUUUUUGGUAGAUCUGUUGGUUGAUAUAGACUUAUUGUUGGUUGUAAUUUCGAUACGAUUAUUUAUAUACUGUCGUUGUAUUUGACAAAAUGUUUAUGUAAAUGAGGUGACUAUGAUUUUUUUGAGUUUGGAGCGGUGUUUGCCACAUUGCCAAUAAACUGCUUGCAUUGAUUCUAUCAUUAGAAGUCAAUAUUACCCAAAAUAUGUUUUGGAAGCGAUAUACAUGUCUUUAAAACUUUAACUAAUAUAGUUAAAAUAUUUACUCUACUUAACCCAUUUGAAAAGUACUUACUGAAAUAAUUUCCAUCUCAUCACUGCAUACACUUUUUGAGUGCAAAAGUUUAAAUUUUGGAGCAUUUUAUUUUCGGAUUAGGAAUAAUACCUCAAAAUAAAUGUAUAAAACACAUGAAUGUAUCCAGAAUGUAACAUAGAUUGAUAGCAAGCAAGCAGAUACGAUUCCCAAUAUAUUAUAAUAUUGAGAUCGAUUGUUUUUAACCCGAAGUUAUUCUUCAGAAAAAUCGAAGUGAAUAAAGAAAAAUUGUUGAAUAUUGUUGUUUCAUUUUACCCUAAAAUAGGAUCUUCUUCUCAUACAGACUUCUCAUGCUUUGUAUCAAAGCAAAAUGAUCCCAUAAUAUAGGCUAUUUCUUUUAAAAAUGGCGGAUGUUCUAAAUUCGUCGGCACUUUUUUAUAUUAGCCCUGAAGAAAAACCAAAUAACAAAAUUUUACCACACUAGUUUUUUUACAGAUGUUAGGGUAGGUCAUGAGAAGCUUAGGUUUAAAAAUCGGAGAAUGUAGGGUAGUCACAACUGGUCGCCAUAUUGGAAAACGCGUUAAUCGCUAUAUCUCUGAAAUUAUUGACUUUACGGGAAAAAAUAUAGUUAGCUUGUUUGUUUUUUACUAAAAUCCAUAACUUUUUUGUCUACAACUUUU